AUGUUUCCCACCGGUAGGGAUCCCACCCAAAGGCCCUCCGCCAAAACUGUCAUCUCUGCAGCAGCCUCAGCUGCCGCCACAGUUGUGCUCCUCCGCUCCAUUGUUAGGGAGUAUCUUCCUUAUGAGUUCCAAAGCUACAUCUCCUUCAAACUCAAAACCUUGAUCAAGUAUUUUUCUUCAGAAUUCACUUUAGUUAUUGAAGAAUAUGACAACCUUAACCAAAACAAGCUCUUCAAAGCCGCAGAGCUCUAUCUUGAACCCAUAAUUCCUCCGGAUGCAAAGAAACUCAAGAUUUCACAGGCCAACAAAGAAAGUAAGUUCUCAUUAUCGUUAGAGAAAAACCAAGAAAUUGUUGAUAUCUUUAAUGGGGUUACGUUGAGAUGGAAGUUCAUGUCAAAACGGGUGCCAACGAAGUAUAUGCCAAGCAAUGAUGAUUUUAACUCUGUACCAAUAUCUGAGGAUAAGUCAUUUGAGUUGAGUUUUCACAAGAAGCAUAAGGAUAUGGUUAUUGAUGUUUACUUAAAGCAUGUGAUUGAAAAAUCAAAAGAAAUGAAAGAGGAGAAGAAGAGAUUGAGGCUUUUCACCUUAAGGCAUGAUAGGAUGUCAGGGAGGAGAUUUGAUGUAUGGCAAGGAGUGAAUCUUGAUCAUCCUGCUACAUUUGAUACGUUAGCAAUGGACAUGAAAGAGAAGAGGGUGAUCAUGGAGGAUCUCGUGAGGUUUGUGAAGAGAAAGGAGUUCUAUAGGAGAGUGGGCAAGGCAUGGAAACGUGGGUACUUACUGUUUGGGCCACCAGGGACGGGAAAGUCGAGCUUGAUUGCUGCAAUAGCUAACUAUCUCAAGUUUGAUAUCUAUGAUUUGGAAUUGACUGAUCUUAGGACCAAUUCUGAGCUUAGAAAUUUGUUGAUCUCAACUGAGAAUAAGUCCAUACUUGUGGUGGAGGACAUCGAUUGUACCAUUGAAUUACAGGAUAGGCUUGCACAAGCCAGAGCUGUUAAGCCUUUGCGACCUAAUUCAGCAUUUAACCAAGUAAACCAGUAUCAGGUGACCCUAUCAGGAUUGCUGAACUUUGUAGAUGGAUUGUGGUCAAGCUGUGGGGAUGAACGAAUCAUAAUUUUCACUACCAAUCACAAAGAAAAGCUCGAUCCUGCUUUGUUGCGACCCGGUCGUAUGGAUGUACACAUUCAUAUGUCCUAUUGCACUCCAUGUGGAUUCAAAAUGCUGGCCUUCAACUACCUUGGGUUUACAGAGCACCCACUUUUCACAGAUGUUGAAGAGAGAAUAGAGAUAGCAAAGGUUACUCCUGCAGAAGUAGGCGAGCAACUACUGAAAUACGAGGAACCCGAGAGUUCUUUAACAGGUCUUAUUGAGUUCCUUGAGUAUAAGAAAAAAGAAAGAUUGAAGAGAGAGAACGAUGGGAACAAGGAUAGCAAUGAAGAAUCAGGAACGGCGGAGGGAAAAGCUACACAACAGCUUGACGGGACCAAUGUUGAAAUUGCGAAAAAAGAGGAAGGUGAAUAA
Molecule: messenger RNA, 1518 nt
Organism: Dovyalis caffra
Lineage: Eukaryota; Viridiplantae; Streptophyta; Magnoliopsida; Malpighiales; Salicaceae
Source: the annotation of a GenBank genome assembly